AUGAAUAAUGACUUAGGAAUAUUGAAUAAUAGGUUUCAUAUGAAAGCUAUACAGAACAGAAAGAGAUUUUCAUCUGUUGAUUAAAUAUAAAAUUCAGAAGCCAAAGAAGGCAAGAAAAAAAAUGAAUAUUACUAAAGAUGGUUAACUACCAAAAAAGAAUCCAUUUAGAAAACUAACUCUGAAUCGAAUAUUGAAACUCUCACUCCUUCAACUCCUUAAGCUUAGAUCCCAACAAAAUUAGAACCUAAACUUCUAAAAGACAUUAUGAAUAAAUAUUUUAAAGCGGAGUAAUGA
Molecule: messenger RNA, 294 nt
Organism: Paramecium octaurelia
Lineage: Eukaryota; Ciliophora; Oligohymenophorea; Peniculida; Parameciidae
Source: the annotation of a GenBank genome assembly